Odobenus rosmarus divergens (Pacific walrus) is the source of this 2607-nucleotide messenger RNA. It is a transcript of the gene GABRA3, whose product is annotated as gamma-aminobutyric acid (GABA) A receptor, alpha 3. Bases 1 to 1563 code for a protein of 520 amino acids. Gene Ontology annotation, molecular function: GABA-gated chloride ion channel activity; benzodiazepine receptor activity; inhibitory extracellular ligand-gated monoatomic ion channel activity. NCBI's taxonomy places the organism in Eukaryota, Metazoa, Chordata, Mammalia, Carnivora, Odobenidae. The record is from RefSeq and is a predicted model, not a curated record. The transcript has 10 exons. Gene Ontology annotation, cellular component: GABA-A receptor complex; neuron projection; dendrite membrane. Gene Ontology annotation, biological process: synaptic transmission, GABAergic; regulation of postsynaptic membrane potential; signal transduction.
AUGGGGCUAGCCAGUUGUUCCUGCUGGUCAGGUGCCCUUGCAGUUCUGGAAAUGUGCCUCUCUAGCCAGGAGGCCGGACUCAGUGUAAGCAGCUCUGGAUACCACUAUGUGGCGCUCUUUUGCUCCUUAAAGGUUUUCAGCCUGGAUGGGCAGAAUGAAAAUGGCGGCGCCCUGAUGUCUAGCCCAGGAGUUGAAACUAUGUGCCCCCCACUCUUCAGUGGGAGACUCUCUCCUAAGCAUGCCCCAGAUAUUCCUGAUGACAGCACUGACAACAUCACCAUAUUCACCAGAAUUUUAGACCGUCUUCUGGAUGGCUAUGAUAACCGACUACGACCUGGGCUUGGAGAUGCAGUGACUGAAGUGAAGACGGACAUCUAUGUGACCAGUUUUGGCCCCGUGUCAGACACUGACAUGGAGUACACCAUUGAUGUAUUUUUUCGACAGACAUGGCAUGAUGAAAGACUGAAAUUUGAUGGACCCAUGAAGAUCCUUCCACUGAACAAUCUCCUGGCUAGUAAGAUCUGGACCCCUGACACCUUCUUUCACAAUGGCAAGAAAUCAGUAGCCCAUAACAUGACCACACCUAACAAGCUGCUCAGACUGGUGGACAAUGGAACCCUCCUCUACACAAUGAGGUUAACAAUUCAUGCUGAGUGCCCCAUGCAUUUGGAAGAUUUUCCUAUGGAUGUGCAUGCCUGCCCACUGAAGUUUGGAAGCUAUGCCUAUACAACAGCUGAAGUGGUUUAUUCUUGGACUCUUGGGAAGAACAAAUCUGUGGAAGUAGCACAGGAUGGCUCCCGCCUGAAUCAGUAUGACCUGCUGGGCCAUGUUGUUGGGACAGAGAUAAUCCGGUCUAGUACAGGAGAAUAUGUCGUCAUGACAACCCACUUCCAUCUCAAGCGAAAAAUUGGCUAUUUUGUGAUCCAGACCUACUUGCCAUGUAUUAUGACUGUCAUUCUGUCACAAGUGUCUUUCUGGCUCAACAGAGAGUCUGUCCCUGCCCGUACGGUCUUUGGUGUCACCACUGUUCUCACCAUGACCACCUUGAGUAUCAGUGCCAGAAACUCCUUACCUAAAGUGGCAUAUGCGACGGCCAUGGAUUGGUUCAUAGCCGUCUGUUAUGCCUUUGUAUUUUCUGCGCUGAUUGAAUUUGCCACUGUUAACUACUUCACCAAGCGGAGUUGGGCUUGGGAAGGCAAGAAGGUGCCAGAGGCCCUGGAGAUGAAGAAGAAAACACCAGCAGCCCCAACAAAGAAAACCAGCACCACCUUCAACAUCGUGGGGACCACCUAUCCCAUCAAUCUGGCCAAGGACACUGAGUUCUCCACUAUCUCCAAGGGCGCUGCUCCCAGUGCCUCCUCAACCCCAACAAUUAUUGCUUCACCCAAGACCAACUACGUGCAGGACAUCCCAACUGAGACCAAGACCUACAACAGUGUCAGCAAGGUUGACAAAAUUUCCCGCAUCAUCUUUCCUGUGCUUUUUGCCAUUUUUAAUCUGGUCUACUGGGCCACCUAUGUCAACCGGGAGUCAGCUAUCAAGGGCAUGAUCCGCAAACACUAGAUAGUGGUGAUGCAGCAACCAGAGCACUGUAUACCCUAGGAAGCAUCCAGGCCCCCAAACCCCAGGGAUCCCCUUUCUGUAUUUCAGGAUUCUUCUUUUUAACUCUCUACCAAGCUGUGACUCUCAAUUCAUAUUUAUGAAUCUCAUGAAAAAAAUAAUAACAGAAAAAUUUCUUGUCCCUCUGACAUUGCUGAGUGUACCCUCAUCAGAGCCAAACACUGCCAUUUGCUCAGUUGCUCAUCUUAGUCUGUCAGUCUCCCCCAGCUGAGGGCACUGCAUGUAUUUUAUUGCACUCUGCCCACUGCAAAAAGAACAGGAGACUCAACUACUUGUAGUGGGAAAUUUGGCUAUUUGAGUGGUCCAGACCAAGAAGGAUUUUUGACUGGUCCAGAUCAGAUGAUUCUGACUCGUUCACGAGCCAGGCUAUCCCAUAUGGUCUUGGCCUGCUAUUUCCUUUACCCACAGCUGGGCCCACUAUGCAAAAGUACUGCUAGCAAAGGCAGGAGCCAGUGCUAACCUCUAAACCUGGCCCCAGCCUCUUUAUUGGCUUGGAGGUUAGUGGGGACUGUUGAAGCUCACUAAUGUCAAUGAUAUAUAGCCCAAACAGAACCAAUUAGGCCAGCCUGGCCCCAAGAUGGCUGAUGCUCUGCCAUGUUCAGCUGCUCAGGAAAAUAGUAUCUUCUUUGGUAUAUCUCUCCUUCAGAAAAGCCCUUUGACCCUCCCUUGUCAGCUGGACACUGCUUAGUUUGGACUCAUUACUGUCUGCAAAUUCUUCAGGAAAAGGAUCAAGUAUUUUUGUAAUUUAUAUUAAAAAGGGACAAACAGAAACAAAAAGAUCUAGAUCAAAUGCCUACACAAUAUCUUUUUAAAAAUUGGGUAGGAAAGUCACCUCCCUGCCAAGGCAACUAGUCAAAUACUGGAUGAGGCAAGAGAUUUGGGCUGGGUGGUAAAAGCUUAAAGUCUGGCUCUAAAGAGAGGGCCACUGGCAGGUGAAAGUCCAGUUAUCCCUUCCAUGCCCUCCACACCCUAAAUGCUAGCCCAGGC